AUGAACGGCGACGCGGUGCGUGAUGAGAAUGUGUCUGACAACAUCGAUACAGAGGAUGCGAAGAAGGCUCGUCUCCACGAUAGAAUCCGCCAGCAUGAGACAAUGGAGAAGAAGCAGGGAGUGAAGAUUGUGCUGCGGAAAGGGAUCCCGACCCCAACCUCGGAGGAGCUCCAAUCCAUUAGCGAGCGGCGAGAGAAGCUGAUUUCCAUGAUGAAUCUGAAGCGGCGCAUCGAGGACACUGCAAGGCGCAAAGAGGAAUGGCGGGAUUGCGUUUCAUACGAGCCUCACAGUAGUGAGAUGAGCAACAUGACAGAAACCAAGGUAGAGACAACAAGCCUGGAGGGCCGCGCGGUUAUUCUCUCACCGCUCCUUGCACUACUGCGAAUGUUACUGUGUGAUAAUCGAGCUAAACGGCGGCUGCACCGACUUCGCUCGAGACAGACUAUGCUUGCUCCUGAAACAUGCCCCCUCCGCGUAGAACACCAAACGGUGACAGUGGCAACGAGUGUGGUGGAGGAGCACUUGGCAACCACAUCUGCUUGCGGUAAUCGAUUCGCUUCUUUGCCGAACUUGUUUCUGAUGACCGGUUCUUUCGAUGUGAAACCUCUACGCAAUCCAUUUGUCUUCCUAUCGAGACAGUACCAAAUGGAGCGACUCCCUGAGUUCGCACUUAAUUUGGCCAAGGCAGCCAGUGAGGAGUAUGCAGCUUAUAAAAAGAGCGACUACAAGGAACCUUCUGCGGUAACCCUUUCUGAGUUUGUACAGCCGCUUGUUACGCUGGAGACUUUUGAUGUGCCUAAAAAGGCAUACGAUGCAGUUUUUGGGCAGAAUCCUGUGCACGGAUACGAGUUGUUCACUAAUACUGCUCGACCCCCGCAAGUGGUUGCGAAUACGGCUGAGAAACGGGACGAACCACACGCGAGAGCGGGUUCUGUGGCUGAUGUGGGCUUGUCGCAGGAGUUAUCCUACAUUGGUCUCCCCUCCAAGUUGGGAGGCCCGAUGCCCGAAGACUCCUUGAGCGAGAGUGACGGUGAUGAAGCACCCCCAGGGUUUCAGGCAGAUAUAUCGUGGCUGCCUGUAUUUCCCACACAGAAGAAUAGUGACGAGGGAGAGACGCAUAUGACACUGGAUGCGGCACUGUAA
This is a messenger RNA of Trypanosoma grayi, 1143 nucleotides long. RefSeq lists its product as hypothetical. The transcript has a single exon. Bases 1 to 1143 code for a protein of 380 amino acids. NCBI's taxonomy places the organism in Eukaryota, Euglenozoa, Kinetoplastea, Trypanosomatida, Trypanosomatidae. The record is from RefSeq and is a predicted model, not a curated record.